Haliotis rubra (blacklip abalone) is the source of this 2039-nucleotide messenger RNA. Its product is annotated as RNA 3'-terminal phosphate cyclase-like. Gene Ontology annotation, cellular component: nucleus. Gene Ontology annotation, molecular function: RNA-3'-phosphate cyclase activity. Lineage: Eukaryota; Metazoa; Mollusca; Gastropoda; Lepetellida; Haliotidae. The record is from RefSeq and is a predicted model, not a curated record. The transcript is spliced from 11 exons. The coding region runs from base 134 to 1225 and encodes 363 amino acids. Gene Ontology annotation, biological process: RNA processing.
UAAACAGGAAGUAGAAGUCCACGUUUUCUGUCUGCUGGAGUGAUUGCACAUCGAUGACACAAGACAUCACAAAUCCGACACUCUGACCACGAAUAAAUUUUUCCACAGACUGUAUAACUUGCCAAGAAUAACUAUGGCAGGAUGUCAAGAUGUCAUUGUUAUAGAUGGUGGCAUGUUAGAAGGGGGAGGGCAGAUCCUGCGUAACUCUGCUGCACUGAGUUGUUUGCUGGGUCAGCCUGUGACCAUCAACAACAUCCGAGCUGGGAGAAGCAAUCCAGGACUUCGACCCCAACACUUGAUGGGUCUACAGCUGAUCAGGGACAUCUGUGGUGGGAAGCUGACCGGAGACCGAGUGGGGUCAACAGAGAUCACGUUCCACCCAGGACCCAUCAAGGGAGGGUCCUACCAAGCAGACACGAAAACAGCAGGGAGUAUCUGCCUGUUGAUGCAGGCUGCCAUGCCGUGUUUGCUGUAUGGAGAUGGGGAGAGUGUCCUAAGUCUGCGAGGGGGUACCAACGCCGAAAUGGCGCCACAGGUGGACUACACAAUAAUGGUGUUUAACCCAAUGGCUGAAGAAUUUGGGAUGACAUCUGACUGUGAUAUACGCAGAAGAGGAUACUAUCCCAAGGGAGGUGGUGAAGUGAAGAUUACAUCAUAUCCAACAAAGAAACUCAAACCAGUCUCCAUGACAACCAGAGGUGAAGUAACCAAAGUGAACAUCAGGUCAUUUGUUGCAGGGGCUCUGACAAUAAAGGUAGCUGACAUAAUGGCCCGCUGUGCUGUGGACACCAUCCAACAGGUGUACAAGGAUGUAGCUAUCAGCAAGGAUGUUGUCAAGGAACCAGAACAUGCUGCUGUGGGUACAGGCACUGGCAUCAUAAUCGUGGCGGAAACUAGCACAGGAUGUCUCCUGGCAGGAUCAGCCUUGGGAAAGAAAGGUGUUCCUGCGGAGAAGGUGGGGACAGAUGCUGCUCAGAUGCUGCUUGAUAACCUGGCUCAUGGGGGAUGUGUUGACGACCAUCUACAAGAUCAGUUCAUCCUGCUGAUGGCGUUGGCGGAGGGGAAAUCUGAGGUGCUGUGUGGCCCCAUCACUCUCCACACAAAGACUGCUAUACAUGUGGCCCAGCUGCUCACUAAGGCCAAGUUCGAGAUCAAGAAGCUGUCGGACAACUCCAAUGUGAUAGAAUGUGCAGGGAUUGGACUGGUGAACAGCAGGCUGCCAUGAUGCGUGUUUGAUAGUUCAAGUUGUGUAACAAGCUUCAGCCGUCCACAGACCUACCUGUGUUAUAAUAAGAAAUGGACCCUGUAAACUCUCAGCUUCUUAAGGGAAGACUCACCAGUCUGGUGCACUUCGUAAAGGUGGAUUCAUCAGUCCUGUCCUGUAGAUCACUCCAAUAUGUGUGCUACUGCUGCAUUUAGGAUGACAGGAUUUGCAGACCAGUUUUGUCCCUACUGUUAAGUCCAUCUGUACAGUGGAACAUGUUGUUGCUAUUAUUGUACAACAACUAUUUACUCUUAAAAUUAUUACAACUUCAGAGGUUCUUGAUACAGUUAUAGUUAUUUCUAAUAUGUAAUAAGACACAGUCAUGCAAACAUGUCUAGCCGAGUUCUCUACUAUUUAUAGUGCAGGUAUAAACUUAAGUGCAGCCAAAAUUGUGGACAAUUGGUUGUCUUAGUUGAAACAGGGCUCAGCUAACCAACUUGGUGGUGUCCAGAUUUGUUUCCUUCACCAACAAAACUGACAAAAAUGGGUUUCCUCCUAGUCUGUCAAAGUAAAUAUGGUGCAUUUUUUCACAAACUGUGUGUUAUAUAUGAGCCAUAAAGACCAUGUGUAAGAAACAGUAUUUAUUAUUAUUUUAGCAAAUGGUGUAAUUACAUGAAUAUGUAUGUAAUUCAUGAUAAUGUAUGCAGUAAGUGAAGAUUUGUUUUGAAAGCAUUAUAAGUUGUUGAUUUGAACUGAGAAUGUUCCACUUUGUUUUAAUUGUUUAGUCCUUUUUUCAAGUAUUUAUCAUGAAAUAAAUGCUUUACACAACCAUGAA